Molecule: messenger RNA, 2172 nt
Organism: Prorocentrum cordatum
Lineage: Eukaryota; Dinophyceae; Prorocentrales; Prorocentraceae
Source: the annotation of a GenBank genome assembly
AUGGCCGCAGUCAAGCUCAUGAUGGCCGAGGGUGGCAUCCGAUGUCUCCGGGCUCCAGACGAUGAUGGCACUGCGCCGCCAACGACCGACAUGGCCAAGGCGGACCCAUUCCUGCACCAAGUCCACUCGCUGUUCGUCACAGACGAGAAGUCUCCAACAAAGCUGAUUCAGUACUCGGAGCAAUUCAGCGCGUGGUUCCAGAAGAAUAUUUCCGCCAUCGAGCCGCACCUCAGGGCCGUGGCGAAGCCGAGCAAUGCCGUGAAAGAUUUGCGGUAUGCUGGUCACCGUUUCGAGAGCGGCCAGCUGCCCUUGGCAAGAAGCGUGUUGUACUUUCCAGCUGUCAUUGCCACCUUGGUCCAAGUGGAAAAGACACGUCCGAACUCAAGUGCAGAAGCUAAGGCUGUCACCAACUUCAUGAAUGAACUGGACUCGGAGAAGGCAUUACAACUUGCAAUGCUUGCGGACGCGGGGGAGGAACACUAUCAGUUGAUGAGGCUCCUGGACUACGAGGGGUUCCCGGCCGACGACCUGUCCUUCAACUUGAGCGCCUUCGUCGACCGCGUGAGUGCGCUCUUUGGGGCCGGCGGCCACCCGGCCAUGGCCGUGCAGACCGACUACACUUUCACUGGGCACAUGCUGAAGCUGCUGAAGCACCCCAUCAAACUACCUGGCAAUGGCGCAGAGUUCCCCAGCUUCGAGACGAUUCAGGCUUGGGGCGUCUUCAACGUCGUGCAGCACGACAGGGGCAUGGGCGCGCGCACCGAGGGCUCGGCGAACGUGCAGCGCCACAAGCAGAUGGAGCGCUUGAUCGAGGCCUUCGGGAUCGAGGCGACGGCAGACGAACUGGUGGGGCAGAUGGAGUCUGUGCGCCAUUUGGUGACGCGCGUGGCCGCGGAGCAGUCGCUGUCAUCGCGGGAUGCUUGGAUGCGCGCUGCGGAGAUGGCCACGGCGAACAAACGCGGUGGCGUCCUCGAUACCUCGCUUUCUCCUCCAUCAAAGCUCAUGCAGGUGAUCGUUCGCUACUGGGCAGCGGGCGGGUCGACGAGCGGGGUUGAGCAGUCCUUCGGGAAGGGCUACAACCACCGCAUAGCAUCCCUGGGCAAUGACGCCUGCUGCGACCGCGUGGAGAUCGUCGAUCUCGAGAAGAGCGACCUACCUCAAGUGCUGCAGAUGGCCACGGACAUCUGGAGCGACAUCUUCGGGCGGCCCCGAGCGUCCGGCAGUGGAAACAGGCAGCUGCGAAGCGACGCUGGCGGGCAACAUUUGCAGGCCCGACACGAGGGUUGCGAGGGCGGCUGGCGGCAAAACAGGAAGCGUCAGCUCGACGCUGCGGCGAGCCCGGGCAUGCUGAAGUCCGUCCGCGCCGUGGAUCCAGGUGCGAUGCUGCAGCCUGAGACGUGGACAGAUGAGCAAUCCAAGGAGAUGGUUGUCGUCCACGCCAAGAAGUGUCAACGACUUUCCGAGGAGGCCUGGGCAGGCAGACUCGGAGCUCUAGAGAACGCCUCGGUGGGUGAGCUUCAGAAGGUGGUUACGUUGAUGGAGAAAAAGGUCACCAACGACAAGCAAUACAUCGGGCGCGCCUUAAAACGGCGUCGCGCGGCGGCUGGACCGCCCGACAUCACGAUUGCAGAUAGCAACAUCUAUGUCGCUCCUGACGCGCCGGUGACAGCGGCAGUCGUCGCAGCCAAGGCCCGCGAGGCCAACUUCACUCGGGCCACCGCUUCGGAGGCAUCCAUAUUCGUGGUCAAGGAGGUUCAGCAGCCUGCGAAGUCAGUGCUCUGGAAUGCUGCGUUGAUCGGUGGCGCGGUCUGCACGUGGGAGCGCGUGGUGGCGGGCGCCGGUCCAGUAGCGGUGUACAGAGCAGCGCUGUCCUCGCAUAGGAUUGUCUACAUGUCCGACGCCUUCUUAGCGGAGUGCCCCCGGCUCGCCGCUCUGAUAGUCGAUCGCGCGGGUAGCCACGCUGCGAGCAAGUGGAAGUUCACCAGCGACCUGGUGUAUAUCACGGCCAGGGCGGCCAAGACGCCCACAAUUGCCAUAGCCCUUUUAGGCUCGGCUGAAUCAGGCGCUGAGGUGUGCCCAGGCGUCAGGCAAGCAUUCGACGCUGCCGCGAUGCUCGAUUUCAUUUCACGCCGUGAUGAGGAUCAAUCGGCGAUGGGUGCAUGUGGCCGCUGA